Molecule: messenger RNA, 327 nt
Organism: Clonostachys rhizophaga
Lineage: Eukaryota; Fungi; Ascomycota; Sordariomycetes; Hypocreales; Bionectriaceae
Source: the annotation of a GenBank genome assembly
AUGGGGAGAAACCGAGCAUCACGCGGCACUCCCCCUCAUCAACAAUUGAUCAUCGCCAGUUCUUUGUCUCGGACGCCACUUCUUCGGCGGCGUGGGAUAGCAAUCAACUUUCUCACAUCCUUCGGCCCUACUCUUCUUGUCGAUUUACUCGGCAACAGCGUAUACGGAACUGAGAGGAACGGUAGUUGUUCCGAGUCAUCUCCAGGCAUGAUAAUCAUAGUCUCUCACUCAAAUCACUCGAGGGUGAUCAUGAACGCCAUCCGGCACAAGACAGUGCCAAUUAAUAUAGGGAUGCUUGCUGGGAUGUUCCAAGUCCCACUCAAGUAA